AAGCCCGCCUCCGCCCUGGGCCUCCGGGGAUCCGGGCCUUUGCUGGUGUCCCCAUGCUUCCCAGCCAGGCCUCGUCCUGGUACCGGCGGAUGUCGGUGGUCUACGCGAUCGGGACCUGGACUUUGUUGGGCUCAAUGUUCAUAAUGAGCAGGAAAGACGGCAAGCCGCCAGGUGAUGAAGUAGAACAAAAGGAUGUCUCAACAAAUGAACUACUUGAGCCCCCGAAAGGGUUUUAUAUGGAAACCAUUGUCACAUAUAGAGAAGAUUUUGUUCCAGUUACUGAAAAGAUCCUUAACUAUUGGAAAUCAUGGACUGGUGGCCCUGGUCCAGAAUCGUGAAUGACUGCUCGAAUUCUGAAAACCAAAACCUUGAUUCAGCAUUUAAAUUUAAUAGACACUGUAGUUUCCAUUUUAUGUUUGUGAAAACUAUAUAUAUCUAAUUUAAUUUUACUAUAAAAUAUAAUCACUAAUAAUAUGCAAUAAAUAUUUCUUCGAAGAAAACUAAACUUGCAUA
Lemur catta (Ring-tailed lemur) is the source of this 513-nucleotide messenger RNA. It is a transcript of the gene SMIM26, whose product is annotated as small integral membrane protein 26. The record is from RefSeq and is a predicted model, not a curated record. The coding region runs from base 54 to 338 and encodes 94 amino acids. The transcript is spliced from 2 exons. Gene Ontology annotation, cellular component: mitochondrion. NCBI's taxonomy places the organism in Eukaryota, Metazoa, Chordata, Mammalia, Primates, Lemuridae.